Molecule: messenger RNA, 890 nt
Organism: Acaromyces ingoldii
Lineage: Eukaryota; Fungi; Basidiomycota; Exobasidiomycetes; Exobasidiales; Cryptobasidiaceae
Exons: 1
Coding region: 34-522 (162 amino acids)
Biological process (GO): regulation of transcription by RNA polymerase II
Cellular component (GO): mediator complex; core mediator complex
Molecular function (GO): transcription coactivator activity
Source: RefSeq, a predicted model, not a curated record
CGUCCACUCCACCAACGGCGAGCGAAAGAAGGCAUGGAAGAGGUGGGCUUGCCCUCGCGGGUGCACCAGCUCAACGUCUACUUUCGCAACCCAGAGUACCUUGCCUACCUCCAGGGCCAGUUGCGCGCCUCAAACGUGCUCGACUACUUUGCCACUUCGGAGUUUUACGAGCAAGGGUGCAACAAUGCCCUGCUCCGGCAGCAGGGCCUCCAGCUCGACGGCGUCCAAGACGACGCCGAGGCCAUGGUACGCCUCGAGGCAGGCCUCAAGAGGCUCGUGGGCAUCGAGUACGUCGUGGCCCACGCACGCACACCGGACCUGUUUGUGAUUCACAAGCGCCAGCGAAGCGGGCCAGAGGACGUGCGCGUCAUCGAGGCCUACUAUGUCCUCCACGGCGACAUCCGCAUGGCUGCCGAUCUCUACACGCUCCUAGGCUCCAGGCUGGUGAGUCUGCGGUGUACUAAGAUGCAAGAGGGAGACGGGAGAGGGGGGAGAGAAGACAAAGAAAGGAGCAAGCUCUGAUCCCAUCUUGCCAACAGCUGUCGACACUGUCGAGCCUACAGACGAGCAUGGGGCUUGCCAGGCGGGCACAGGAGCGUUUUAGUCCGCGACAAGGUCACGCCUGGAGGGUGCUGGCUGAGAGCGCAGAAAACGGCCAAGAGGAGGAGGGGAGCCACGCGGAAGACGACGCGGUUGGGUCAAAAGAGGGAGGAGCCCUCGUCGACGCCAACGUAGCGGCAAUUGCAUCGAUGGGCGAGGAGGGAGGAGGGUGAAAGAGGAGAAGGUGGGAAAGGAGCGAGAGAAAUAGUGGCAUACAUUCGCUCGCUUCGCUGCUGGGACGCUCAUUUCCCCAUUGUAAUAGUAAAGACAAGGUCAUACAUCAUUUGUAG